AUGGACCGUGAGCUUGGUGAGUUAGGGGCUUUACGACCUUUAAAAUUUAGAAGGCCUCAUUAUCCCUGUGACGCCUUGCCGACCCCUACUGGGGGUCAGAACGCCCGGGAGCGGGGAGGAGUGGCAGAGCCAGCAUCACAGAGCAAGGUGCAGACCUUGAGGGGUGAGGUAGAUGAACUCAGUGACAAGAUGAAGGAGAAUAUGAAAGGAAUCAUUAAAAAAGGAGAAAAGGUGGUCGAUCUCCUCACCAGAUCAGAGAAUAUGAAAAAGGAGGCUGAGGACUUCAAGUAUAGGAGUAAGGAAGUGGAGAGCAAAUACUGGUGGAAGAACGUCAAGCCUAUCACGGUCAUCGUGGUGGUCGUCCUCAUCGUCAUCCUUAUCAUCAUCCUGCUGGCCACCGGAGUCAUCCCUGUCAGUGCCCCUGUGCCUCCUGUAGUCACUUCCUCCUUCAAGCCAUAA
Epinephelus lanceolatus (giant grouper) is the source of this 459-nucleotide messenger RNA. The record is from RefSeq and is a predicted model, not a curated record. NCBI's taxonomy places the organism in Eukaryota, Metazoa, Chordata, Actinopteri, Perciformes, Serranidae.